AGAAAGCACGAAAGCACCGGCGCCGACUCGAAUGCAUCCGUCAAGAAGACGGCCAAGUCGCAGAGCGGCGUGCACGCAAACUUUGGCGACAAGCUGUUUGACCACGAUGUCGUCACAAAGUACCGCGACGACUAUGCGAAGAGCGGACCCAUACAGCNNUACCUCCAUACCGUCGUGUCUGGCUUGAUCAACGACUCCCUCCUCCGUUCCGUCCGCCGCGAGAUCAUCGACAAUGUCCACUUCACCCCCAAGGAAACCGACAUCUACAAGAUUCACCAGUCUGGCGACCUUGCCAACCUUUCCGGUCUCGACCCUUCUGCACUCAAGCUGUUGCCUUCGCUGCUCACCCUGCGCGACUCGCUCUACUCGCCCGAGUUCCGCGCAUGGGUGUCGGAAGUCUCAGGCGCUGGCUCUUUGUCGGGAACAAAGACGGAUAUGGCUGUCAAUGUCUAUGCACCUGGUUGUCACUUGCUGUGCCACGACGAUGUCAUUGGCACCAGACGUGUCAGCUACAUUCUCUACUUGACCGAUCCGGACACGCCGUGGCAGGCCAACUGGGGUGGCGCAUUGCGUCUCUACCCUACCGAGGAAAAGACGGACAGCGAUGGCAAGAAGGUCAGAGUGCCACACUACGACUUCACAAAGGUUAUCCCGCCAGCCUGGAACCAGUUGUCCUUCUUCACUGUCCAGCCAGGCCAGAGUUUCCACGAUGUCGAGGAGGUCUUGAAGCGCAAGGAGGGCGAGAGCGAGCAUGAUGGUGGUCGUAUUCGUAUGGCCAUCUCUGGCUGGUUCCACAUUCCGCAAGAGGGAGAAGAGGGUUUCGAGCCUGGACUCGAAGAGAAGCUGGCCGAGCGCAGUUCUCUGCAACAGCUGCAGAGCAAGAAUGACGAGUUUGACUUGCCUCAGGAGCAAUGGAUCGACCACGAGGACAUGGCAGACAAGGCCGAGAAUGCAGAAGAAGAGGAGGUUGAAUUUGACGAAAAGGACAUGGACUUCCUCAUCCAGUACAUGACGCCGCAAUAUCUCACACCAGACACGGUCGAGGAGCUGUCCGAGCUCUUCGCCGAAGAGUCGAGUUUGCAGCUCGCCAACUUCCUCUCCAAGAAGUUCAGCGCCCGUCUGCGCAAAGACAUUGAAGCCCACGACGGCAAGAUCGAGCCUGCGACCGAUGGCUGGGCCACGGCGACACCUCCCCACAAGCACCGCUACCGCUUCAAGCACGCCGACCCUUCUGCCACCAACACCUCCUCCGCAUACAACGAACUCCUCAACAAGUUCCUGCCCUCUCUCGCUUUCCGCAAAUGGCUGAGCCUGGCCACCGGGCUGACCUUGGCCAAGAGCAGUAUUCUGGCCCGCCGCUUCCGCAAGAGCUUGGACUACACAUUGGCAACUGGCUAUAACAAGUCCGAAGCACAACUCGAGUACUGUCUCAACGUUACACCGUCAAAGGGCUGGGGCGCCGACGAGGAAGAAGAAGAAGAGGAGGCUGUCACGGGAGGCGAGAAGAACGGAACAAAACAAAAGGGCAAAGCCACGGUUGCCACAACAAAAGGGGAAGAAGAUGACAAUGUGGGUGGUUACGAACUCUACAUGGCCGGCGACGACGACGAUGAAGACGAAGACGACGACGACGACGAUGCACACUCCGACCACGGUGUCAAUAUUCCCNCUAACGCUGCUUCUGCGACAGGUGCUGGCAACCGUCGCAUCGCAAAGCACAAGAAGAAGGCAGCGGAUCCUGCAAUCUAUCAAGCCGGCAACGAAGAAGACGACGGCAUUCUCUUCUCGAAUCCGGCAAAUUGGAACACGCUAUCUGUUGUCCUCAGAGAUCGCGGCGUGUUGAGGUUUGUCAAGUACGUUAGCGAGAGCGCCAAGGGUGAUAGAUGGGACGUCAUUGGCGCUGUCGAGGUGAUUGAUGACGAUGAGGACGAGGAAGGUGCCGACGAGUAG
Molecule: messenger RNA, 1950 nt
Organism: Aureobasidium uvarum
Lineage: Eukaryota; Fungi; Ascomycota; Dothideomycetes; Dothideales; Saccotheciaceae
Source: the annotation of a GenBank genome assembly